CUCAAAUAUAAAUGAGGGUCCAAAAUUAAGUAUAGUAUUCUCGUCGCAAACAUGGCAAGGACUCUUUGCUUAGUGGCACUUUUAGUGGCUGUAGUGUCAGCCCUCCCUGCUGACCCCGUCAUCCGCAAACUGGAUGAUGGUCCCCGUUACCAGUAUGCUGAGGCAUCAGACGGCUCCAUCCACCUGUCUGACAUGUGGGCUAAGGCCAGCAACUACGCCGAAACUAGAGACUACAACGCUGAUGCCCUGAACUCUUACCAUCUGUUUACCAGAGAAAACCCAAGCGUCAGUCAGAUCCUCAGAGUCAACGAUGAUGAAUCAGCUCUGAACAGCAACUUCAAUCCCCAACAUAGAACUAGACUGAUCAUCCACGGAUGGCUGGAUAACGCUGUUGCUCCCAUGGUCACCAACCUCGUUCCUGCUUUCCUGUACGCGGCUGAUGAGAACGUCAUCGUUGUCGACUGGAGUCCUGGAUCCACCACCCUGCUUUACACCAGCGCUGUUCUGAACAACCCGUCAUCAGCCUCUGCCGUCGCUAAAUUCGUGACUUGGUUGAACGAGGCCACUGGCGCCCGCGUUGAUGACUACCACAUCAUUGGGCACGGUCUUGGAGCCCACCAGGCCGCCAUGGUCGGCAGACAUCUUCUCAGCCGUCCCUUCUACAUCACUGCUCUGGAUGCGUCUCUCGCUGGCUACAUCAUUAACGAUGACAAGUUCUCGAAGAACGCUGGCGCCUACACCGAAUCCAUUCACACAAACGCUGGUGUUGAUGGUUACUUGACUGAGAAUGCUGAUGUCGACUUUUACCCCAACGGUGGGAUCAGUAUGCCUGGAUGCGCCAGCGGUGCCUGCGAUCACGCUCGGUCCUUCUUCUACUUCUCGGAGUCCAUCUACGGUGGUAACUUCGUCGGCCAGAGAUGCGCUACCUACAUUGGCGCUAUGUCCGGUAACUGCUACCUUUGGGGCACUCUCAAAAUGGGAGGCAUUGAAGCUAAACCUGGUGAAUCUGGCAUCUACCACUUCUCGACUAACGCUUUCCCGCCAUUCGCCAAGGGAUAAGUUAUGAUAAUAUUAAUUUGUUAUAAAUAUAUUAUUGUUUGAGAAUA
Molecule: messenger RNA, 1106 nt
Organism: Trichoplusia ni (cabbage looper)
Lineage: Eukaryota; Metazoa; Arthropoda; Insecta; Lepidoptera; Noctuidae
Product: pancreatic lipase-related protein 2-like
Exons: 8
Coding region: 52-1059 (335 amino acids)
Molecular function (GO): lipase activity
Source: RefSeq, a predicted model, not a curated record